GAAUCCACCCAACCCCUUUUCUGGGGGGACUUCUCUGGGCACUGGUGGUACUGGGAGCCCCCUCCGCUGCAGGUGAGGAGCUCUCGGGGUGCCAACCUGCCAGGGGUGAAGAUGCUGCGCUCCAACGCAGAGGGAGCGUCCCUGAAAGGCUGCAACUCUGAGGAGCCAUCAGGCCUUCAAGCUAAUCUGGAAGGUGCCAACCUGAAAGGAGUGGCCAUGGAGGGCAGUCAGAUGACAGGAAUGAACCUCCGAGUUGCAACGCUGAGAAACACCAAACUAAAGAACUGUAACCUCGGGGGAGCAACGUUGGCAGGAACUUAUUUGGAAGUUGUGACCUCCAGGAAGCCAAUUUGAGGGGCUCUGAUGUGAAAGGAGCCAUCUUUGAAGAGAUGCUGAACCCCCUGCACACAUCCCAGAACGUCAGAUAGGGAAGAGAAGUCGUUGAAGAGGAAGGAAUCCAAACAUUUGUUGUGACUUUCUUCAUCUCCUCCCCUUUCUGAGUUAGAAGGAAUGGUUAUUAGACAACUUCCAUUUGCAGUAGUGCCUAAGUAGACUCUUUCUGAUCACUU
This is a messenger RNA of Corapipo altera (White-ruffed manakin), 569 nucleotides long. RefSeq names its product BTB/POZ domain-containing protein KCTD9-like. The transcript is spliced from 4 exons. NCBI's taxonomy places the organism in Eukaryota, Metazoa, Chordata, Aves, Passeriformes, Pipridae. The record is from RefSeq and is a predicted model, not a curated record. The annotation marks the transcript as partial.